AUGGUGCAGAAAUUACUUCUUUCGCCAAACAGACCGCUUGUGCGGCGAUUAUUGGCCACCGAUUGGCCGCCACUUCACGCCAUACCUAAUCGGCGAGUGUUCGGUCGUAAGCAUCGGUCGAUUCGGGCGGCGAUCGGUGUCGAGAAACACGGCUCACAAAUCUUCGCACAAAACGAUCUUAGCGUAACGUUGUUUGUGUUUAUGCGGCACGUUAUACCCCGGGUCCUGUUUGGCCGGUGCCCGUUGGCCACCAAAGUGUGCUUUAAGUACGGCUUAUAUUCGAAUAUCUAUUUUUGUUGCCCUUGGUCAUUUUUGCUCCAUUCCCGCAGCAAACCGAUGGCCAAAAUGUCCACAAAAUGUUUUCGCGCCGAUCGGCUGAACGCCGUGGAGACCAACGUGUGGGUGGAGUUCAUAGAGUUGGCGCGACAGUACCCGUGCCUUAAUCUCGGCCAAGGCUUUCCCGACUUCGCUGCGCCCCAACACCUGUCCCGAGCGCUGUCGGCGGCGGCCAACGAUCCCGAGCGGCCGCUUCUCAAUCAGUACACCCGAGAUAUGGGUCACCCGAGGCUCGUGAACGCCUUGAGUGAGCUCUACUCGCGGCUGACGGGUCUCAAGAUCGAGCCCAUGACGGAUGUGCUCAUCACUUCGGGCGCAUAUCAGGCGUUGUACUGCGCGUUCGCCGCUUAUGUGAACCCCGGCGACGAAGUCAUUAUCAUUGAGCCGUACUUUGACUGCUACGAGCCGAUGACCAGACUGGCCGGCGGUACGCCUGUGUUCGUGCCGUUGCGGCCCAAACAACCGACCGCUGGCGGUGACAGUCAGUCGCUGUCGAGCGCCGACUGGCGUCUCGAUCUCCAAGAACUGGAGUCCAAGUUCUCGCCGAAGACCAAGUUUAUUAUCGUCAACACACCGAACAAUCCGUUGGGAAAGGUUUAUUCGCGUGAAGAACUGGAACUGAUUGGCCGUUUAUGUCACAAAUACGACUGCCUGGUAGUGAUGGACGAGGUGUACGAGUGGUUGGCCUACGGGGGCGUCACUCACACCCGUAUGUGUUCGCUGCCCGAUAUGUGGGACCGGACUAUCACUAUAGGCAGCGGCGGAAAGACAUAA
Messenger RNA from Medioppia subpectinata, 1110 nucleotides. The record is from the annotation of a GenBank genome assembly. NCBI's taxonomy places the organism in Eukaryota, Metazoa, Arthropoda, Arachnida, Sarcoptiformes, Oppiidae.